CAAUUCCAACCAAUCAUUGCUGUUGAUAAGCAUAGUUGAGCUAGGCAAAUUAGGCAAUUGAAAAUUAACAUACACUCGUAUUGUUUCUGAACAGCCUCUGUGCUCAGUUUACGGUUUUGUGAUAUUUUAUAAUGUCUUCAUUGUGUUGUGGUAAUUUAUACGAGACUGCUCAGUCUGCGUUGGCCAAAAACGAUUUAAAAUGCCUUAAUGAGCUUUAUUCUCGUUUAUUGGUCGACGUUCGACCUAUGUUUACUAACGAGCAGCUGUUAGAUAGAAUUUAUGACCCCGACCAUACUCUGUGUCGAAAUUUUGGAGCUGAAAUAUAUGUGCCAAAGCACGCUCAUGACGGAAAGACUUGUACUGCAAUAAGAUCUGAAGCUUCUGGCAAUUGCCUCUACAGUUCAGCUUCCCUAGUUCUGGGAGAAAGUUAAGGGUAUGGAUAAUUCUGAAAUAUGUCAUUUGAUAAAAAAUGUAUAUAAACCAGAUAAAAAGUAUCAUUUUCCUAAAUCUAAUGGCAGAUCAUUUAGGCAUGAUUGGCUAGACCAGCAUGAAUGGCUUUGCUAUUCACCUUCACAAAAUGGUGCGUAUUGUCUAUCGUGUGUGUUGUUUGGCAAUAGAUUCCCAGGCAAGGCCAGUAAAGUAAAAAAGUUGUUUACUGAACCUCUUCAAGAUUGGAAGAAUGCAAAAUGCUCUUUCACUCAACAUGCUGGAAAAAGUAAAAGGAGGGAAGUCGGUUUGCAUGCAUCCACAUCACCAAUUUUUGAUGCUUUGCGUUCCCAAAUAUCAGGUACUCUGCAGCCUAUCGAGAUGAUCAUGGAUGCUGGUAACAAGAAAGAAAUAGAACAGAAUAGGGAAAUACUAUCUCCAAUUAUUGAUUCUGUCAUUUUUUGUGGACGUCUAGGUUUACCUCUUCGUGGGCAUCGUGAUGAUUCCAAGUAUCACCCUACUGUUGGUUGUUAUUCAUCUGGAGGGGUUGGUAAUUUCAUUGAAACACUCAAUUAUGGAGUUAGGAGAGGGGAUAAAGUUUUAGAAAAUCAUUUAAAGAAUUGUGGUAAGAAUAGAAGUUAUAUUUCUAAAACAAGUCAAAAUAAAAUCAUUAAAUGUUGUGGCCAGGUAAUCAGUAAUCAGAUUAUUUCUGAUAUCAAAAAAAGUAAGUUUUUUUCUGUUAUUGCUGAUGAAGCAUCUGAUUCUUCACAUAAAGAACAGUGUGAUUCUAGUUAAAAACCUAUUCCCCAAAAUUUGUGUUAAUAUUUCACCUGAUUUUUGAAAGAAAGAAUAAACCAUUUAGCAACAUAAAACAUUAGUUAUAUUACAUCCGUGUAAUGUUUCCUUCUUCAACUUAAGUACGUAGUAUUUUUAAAGGAACCCAUUUGCGGAUUUCCCAUUUGAAGAAAAUGGCGUCAAGUUUCACUUCGUGAAGAGCGGCUGUAAAGUGCUACCUAAGCGCUUGGUGAAAAAAUAAAUAAAACUGAUAAGCUCACUGAAGAGUCUAU
Xenia sp. Carnegie-2017 is the source of this 1493-nucleotide messenger RNA. Its product is annotated as 52 kDa repressor of the inhibitor of the protein kinase-like. The coding region runs from base 436 to 1221 and encodes 261 amino acids. The transcript has 3 exons. The record is from RefSeq and is a predicted model, not a curated record. NCBI's taxonomy places the organism in Eukaryota, Metazoa, Cnidaria, Anthozoa, Malacalcyonacea, Xeniidae.